AUGUCCGGGGGCAACGCCCAGUCCGUUGGAAGACCCGGGGACAAUGCCCAAAUUUGGGGGAAACUGGGGGCAAUGCCCAGUCGCUCUCCUGGACGCGGGAGAAGCACUGCCCACGUCCUGGCGGGACAAGUGUGUUGGGGGAACACAAAUCUCCCGAACCCGAGCAGCUCGGGGGCUUUUGUAGGAGAGGAACAGAGGUCCGAAACUCGUGCCCCGCUGCGCGCGGGGCUGCGGGCGGGCCGGGAACAAUGCCCAAAUAUCGGGAACGCAGGUCAGAGCUCCGUCUGGUUUGCGGCCCAGAGCCCCAACAGCCCGACGGGCGCCCUCCCGGGGGGGACGCGGGCGCAGGCAGGGAGCGCCGGGGACCCUGAGGCGCGCGCCCCGGAAGGAAUAUUGCUUCUCUCCCGUUUGCCUUCUGGCCCAGGGAGCGCGCGUGCGGCCGCGGCGCGGCGGAUCGGGCGUCGGGAGGAAGGGAGGAAGCCGCGAGCGGCGAGGGCGCGCCUUGGGCGCGGCUCCUCGGCGCUCCCGGGGCUCCGGGCUCCCCGCUCGGCCGCCUCCGAGGACGGCCCCGCGCUCCCCGCCGCCGCCGCGCCCCACGCGCUCCCGCGCUGCGAGCCUAGGCGAAGCCGCGGCCGGGCGGCCGCCGCGGGCAGGCUCGUCCCCGGCUCGGCUUGGGGGCCCUGGAGCACCCCAGACGGCCACCCCCGCGCGCCGGGGCGCUCCGCGGGCGCCGCUCCGGCCUUUCCCGGUCCCCAAACGAGGGCGAAACCCAUUCGCUUGGGCGCUGGCCCUGGAGAAGCCUCUGCCCGGUGCUUGGAGACGUGCCCUUGCAGCUUCUGCCUGGACCUUGGAGGGCACCCUCUGCUGAGACCCAGGCUGCGCUCUGAGCUCCAGGAGGGAUGCCGGUGUCAACCCCAAGCUGCAAGCAAGGGACCGGGGACCCAGCCGGAACCUCCAGGACCCAACAGCACGAGCUACCCAGGGCACAAGGCACCACAGGCCGCAGAUCAAUAAACCAAAAGCCAAAAAAAGCUCCCUUCCAAGGACGGCUGUGGAGCCCAGACUGCAGGGGGCUUACUGCCCCCACACCUGAGCCACCAAGGACAGGCAGGCACCAGGAGCAGACCCCUGAAUCACAGAUGUCUGUGGUGCGGCUCUGAAUACACCCAGCUUCCCUGGGCCUGGAGGGAGAGGGGCUCCGUGAACUGAAGGAAGCCAGGCCCUGGCACAGACUCUGACACUUGGAAAGCUGAACCAGCGGACACCUCUGCGCGGCCCUGGGAGCCUGACGACACUCACCUCUGUGGGGCUGGGGCUGGGGCUGGGGCUGGCCGAGGGCCUCAG
Molecule: messenger RNA, 1344 nt
Organism: Hyaena hyaena (striped hyena)
Lineage: Eukaryota; Metazoa; Chordata; Mammalia; Carnivora; Hyaenidae
Product: spidroin-2-like
Exons: 5
Coding region: 1-1014 (337 amino acids)
Source: RefSeq, a predicted model, not a curated record